Morchella importuna is the source of this 5787-nucleotide messenger RNA. RefSeq lists its product as uncharacterized. The record is from RefSeq and is a predicted model, not a curated record. NCBI's taxonomy places the organism in Eukaryota, Fungi, Ascomycota, Pezizomycetes, Pezizales, Morchellaceae. The coding region runs from base 1 to 5787 and encodes 1928 amino acids. The transcript is spliced from 9 exons.
AUGCCAAGAUUUCCUCACGUGACAACGCUUAUCCCGCCACGCUGUUCCCUAAUCGGCAGGCUGCUUGCUGUUGCCCCCACCCCCAGCCAGCCUAAGCCAUUUUUUGCUUCACGUUCUCCUCUCGUCGUGCCCAGCCAACCAAGCUGCUAUAUACGAGUCGGCCCUAAGCGAGAGGAGUGUUCUGUAUAUAUCUUCUAUGCGACAGGACCGGGCGGAGGAGAUAUGGUCGAGAAGAUCACCAUCGAGAAUCUGCGGAAAGAUGCCCUCAACGCUGUUUGCGACGAGCGGAAAUCUAUUAUAAUCUCAAGGAAACGAAAACUACAAGAGCUCUACGCAGUAUGUCGUCACGUCGAGCGCUCAAAGGAAUUCCCCAAUGCCGAUAUUAUGGCGGCCUGGGGAACAGUAGAAGACUAUGGCGCAGCAAACAUGGAGGACGCCGAAAAGCGCUUCCUCGAAGAGAAUGAUAUUGAGAAAGGUAGGUUAUUUAAAGAGUCUACUUUACCACAACAUUCUUCGUACCUUCCCGAGCCCGGUGGACUUCCAAAGGCAACUCCUACUCGUGGACUGUCACACCCAUCCGUAUCCCCCGGAACAUCAACCCCGCCAAAAUCCACAGCGCAGACUUCAAUACACCUUCCUUCAACGGCUGUUAAACAGCCAAAAGCCCGACCAGAGUCUACAAAUUCGCCUGAGUUACCUGUUGAGAAGAGGCAACGUCGUGAUCCUAACGAUGAAUCAGUACGACAUGAGUCAAGUGUUGAGCUACCGGCGUUGAAUGGGAAUAGAACAGAUGGAGAUUCGACUAUGGAAGAGGAAUCAGCACAACCUUUAGACCAAGAUCAUCCUCAUAGAGCUUCCUCAAGCAAACCUUCUCCAGCUGUUGAUGAUUCUCGAUCGGAACCUUUGGCACCAAUAUUCAAUCUUGGAGGUGUCCCGGUGAUCCAAGAGACUACAACUAAGGUACCUGAUGAGAAGGAAGAAGCUUUGGGUGUUCGUCCGCCGCCAAUACCAAAGGCGCUCACAGAACGGUCAGGGGAGGAUGUUGCCAUGCAAGAUACCGCACCUUCUGAUAAACCACUCACCGCAUCAGCCGAAACUAUUCGGGAUCUCGAGAAACUCAAAGAAGUAUCGCCAUUACAGAAGUCCACUGAAACAGAAGUUCUUAGCUCUCAAGAAUCAUCUGUAGUGCCAGCCACCCCGCCCAUUCGACCCAUAGCCAAGGUAUUUGAACACAGAGAGGAAGCUCGUCUGCCUGCUCAUCCAUCUCAGCUUCAACAGCUUCCACCUCAUGCCCCACUUGUCGUGUUAACUGGACAACACAACCGACCUUACCCGAUAGCUUUUGCCUCACCAGAAAAAGAAGGAUCGGCACACCCAGAGGUAUCUUCUCCCACCUCGUCUGUAGAUGGAGGGGAUGGAUUCGGAACACCGGGAAAUGCUGCAUUAUCUUCUGCAACAAGCCCGGAUGCAAGUCACAUGGCCUUAGAAAGUCAGAGCUCCGGAACAGACAAGAAAGAUACUCGAGAAGUAGUUACCGAGAAUGGUGGUGACAGAAUUGCGUCUGUUUCGUCAUCACAGGCAGAGGAGGAUGAGAAAGCUGGUGUCGUGGUGGAGAAGGAACCAGAAUGCUGUAGCGACCGACCGGAUGCCGUUUUGCCUUCGGUUUCGAUGGCCGAAGAGGUUGUGGGGACGGAAGUGGAUACUGAGCCAACGCUUCCGACAAUUCCACCGCGAGAAAUUCCGGUAGAAGAGAGGGGUCUGCAAGAGCAAGAAAACAAGGAAAUAUCUUCUCUACCUAAUGCACACUGUGAGGAUGGAGUGGAGGAUCAGCAGGCUACAAAUCCACUAACACAGGAAGCCCCAGUAGUACCUGUAAAGGACAAAGAGCCAACCACUCCAAUAACUUCGAAACCUAUGGAGUCUAUCGUUGCAGUUUCCUUAGCUGGUCAGCAGUCCCCCGAUCCUUCUGCGCAAUUGAGGUUAGAACAUCAACUAGCAAAUGGCGAACCUAUCGUCCUAUCUACUGUUACCACACAUAAGGUCACCUCAUUUAACAAUGAGAUCAAAGCUGCACCGGAGCUGGUGAUGUCCCAUGCGCACGAUGAGGAGGACGACGAAGACCAAGUACAGCUUGUGGGCAGUCGAGAACCAGAGCCUGUUUCUGUACGAAGGAAGGCUCCAGCAGAGCCCCCAGCCCAGCCUAAAGAGGAAAUAGUUGAGGCUUUGGAGGAGACUGUUAAGGAGGUACUCUCAACACAAGAGAAGGAAGUACCUAUUCAUAUACCCUCCCCGGAACCAGAAGUACAAGCACCUAUUGAGGUUAAACAAAAGACACCAGAACCUGUAGAGGUGAGGGUGGAAACGGAAAUCAAAGAGGACAAAGAAGGAGAAGAGGGGGAAGAAGUAGAAGAGGAGGAGGAGGAGGAAGAAGAGGAGGAGGAGGAGGAGGAGGAGGAGGAGGAGGAGGAGGGUGAUGUGGAAAUGGGAGAAGCUGAGCAUAAUGAUCCCGAAGCGAUCUCCGUUCCCUACCAGCCUAGCCCCGAGCCAGAACCGGAAGGCGAUGAUGAGCUCGACGAUGAGCCCUUGAAGAGAGACGAGAUACCUGAGGAAGAUGAGCGAAUGGAAAUUGCAGAAGAGAAGGCGCCGGAAAUGCCCCUAGAUCCAUCACCAAUUCCAGCUACGACUGAAGGGUCAAAUGCUUCGGCAGCUGAGUCCGCAGAGAAACCAGAUUUUGUCCAAUCUACUCCAGUUACUGACGCAAACGCUAUGGAUAUCAACCUUCCAACUCCCGAUGCGACUCGAGCUUCAGUACCCGCCUCGACUAAGUCCGUUUCUCCACCACGGCCGAAACCAUCAAAGACAAUAGGCCGGAAUAAGCAAAGAGAGAAAUCGCGGGCAAAACUACACAAAGUCGUGAUUUCGUCUGCACACUAUGCGGCAGCGGCCGCAGAAGCAGAGGCCCAACGAUUGCGUGAGGAUCAGGAAAAUCAGGGCAUGAUAGUCGUUGCACGUCGUCGCGAUCAAGCAGCAGCAGCAAGAGGAAGAAACGGGGACAAGAAGAAAAACCUGGAAAUGUUCGAUGUGCUGUAUACUGUGAAAUCGGCUCACACCUCUGCAAAGGAACUCAUUAGUAGAGCUAAUAAGACUGUGAGCACGAGCAACCAUCAAGUGCAUUACUUCGAGUCUCAGGCCGCGAGGAUUUUGGAAAUGAUCCAGAAGAAUCAAGAUAUGGGCAUCUCUAGCUUGAGGCAGAUUGCGAGAGCAAGGGAGCCUAAGAGGAGGAAAUGCCAUUGGGAUUAUCUCAUUGAGGAAGCAAAGUGGUUGAGAGAAGAUUUUAGGGAAGAGAGAAAGUGGAAAAUUGCGGUCGCCAAGCAGGUUGCAGAUUGGUGUGUGGAAUGGCACGAAAUAGGCGAAGAUAAGCAAGAGUUAGUUGUGGAUAAACGGAAAUGGGGAGUAGUUCCGAAGGGGGCAAGAGAUGAGAAGAAAAAGAUAGCUAGUGGAGGCGAUGUGGAAAUGGGAGGCGCAGGGUCCUUUUCAGAAUUAAACCAGCCCACCCCGGAGUUGGUUGUUGGGGGUGCGACUCCAGACGACGAGGGAAGCGAAGAUUAUUUUCCGAACGGAAUCGAGCAGAGUGGGGGUGUGGGAUGGGGAAUACCAGACUUUUUUGGGUAUCUUCAAGAUCCGCCACCAGCUGCACUAUUCGCCCUUUCGCCCGAUGAGACUAUAUUUGGGGUUGCACCAACUAAGGCCGCAGAGGACAUGCUGGGGCAAUUACCACUAUUUGCACCCCCAAAACCACCGAAUGUUGAGAGUCGAAGAUUUGAGCAUGUUGACGAAGAGUGGAUGACACCUAUCAUUCCAGUGACUAAGUACUGCACGGGUAAGUUGACGUUGAAACAAGAGGAAGAGGGUCCUCCCCGGAAGAAAAGCCGUUACGAAUAUGAUGAGAACUAUGAGCUAUUCGCCGAUGACUCAGACGAAGACGAUAUUACCAGUGGUGGUCCUUAUGGACAACACGGCAAGCGAGAAAAAGACAAGACAAGAAAGCCUGUCCCGUUGCCUCCAGAGCAGACAGAUGUUGCGCUGUUUAACCCUGGUUCCAAGGCUCUUCUCUCAAGAAUACACAAUGCUCACCUAUUCCGACCGCCAAGUGAUCUGCCUCCUCAAGCAUUCUUUGAAUCUCGUUUACCAAGCUUAUGGACUUCCGCUGAAGAUGACAUGCUUAAACAACUGGCAAGAGAUUAUCAUCACAACUGGGCUCUUGUGUCAACUUGCAUGCAACUAGAAGGGACAUGGCAUUCGGGAUCAGAAAGGAGGAGUCCGUGGGAGUGCUUCGAGAGGUGGAUUGGAUUAGAACCGGUGUCACCAGAUUUCAUGAAAAGUCCAUACUAUAAACCUGUUCAACAACGACUCGAUAUUGCGGCAAGAGUUGGUGGCAUAUAUGUUGCUAACCCAGGCAGUGUUGGUGGUAAUAAUCCUAAUGGAAUAACAAAGAGACGGGGGACAGUGCCCGUCAAAGUUGAGAAGAGACGGGUAACGAAGUACUUCAAUAUCUUUGAAGCCAUGAGGAAGUUGGCGAAGAAGAGAGAGACAAGUAUCAGCAAACAACAGAGUGGAAGAGCUGCGCAAAUGGCUGCGAUGAGGAAGGCACAAGAUCCUGCAAGCACUACAUCCACCCAGAGGACUCCAGCAUUCUUCAGCAACUUGAAAUACGACCGUGAGCAGAAACAACUAGAACACAAAGCGUUGUAUGCAGCUCAAUUACAGAUGCAACAAGCAGGUAGAAACCCACAAGGACAGCCACUCCCCGCCCAGGCCGGUAGACUUCAUCCAGCACAACAACAAGCUCUUGCAAAUGGAGUCCCUGUUCCUGGACAAAGGGUGCCCCAAGCUGCUAUGCCGAAUGGUCUUCCUGCGGGUGUCAGAGCCCAACCAGGUGUCAUUCCGAAUGGGAGUGUUCCUGUAGGUAUGAACGGUAUACCGAUGGGAGCUCGUGUACACCCCCAAACGCAAAUGCGGGCUCCUAUGACUGCCGAACAAAUAGCGCAACUUCGGACUCUUCACCUGAAGCAGCAGCAGCAGCAGGCAGCCGCCCAGGGCCAGUCUUAUUCUCAAGCGGGGAUGCAAGGAUUUCCGGCUGGUGCUGUUGGAAGCCGAGAUCCAGCCGCAGUGAAAGCUAUGAUACAGCAAGCGCAACAGGCGGCACUAGGAGGCCAAAGACCGGCAAACGCAGCCAACGGCCAGGCGGGCUCUCCUAGAAUGCAAAAUCAGCAACCACUUAAUCCCCAGCAACAACAAGCGCCGGCAGGCAGAGGACAAUUUCAGCUAACAGCGGCGGAAAUGACAGCUCUUGUACAGCAUCAGCACCCUCACCUCCCUCCAUCGGAAAUUGCUAAGGCCACCCAACAACAUCUCGCUAACUAUCAUCACCAAAUGAGACAAACAAUGACCGUGUCGGCAAAUGGAAACGGGCAAGGUAUACCGAACAUGGCAUCAUCUCCGCCUACUUCACAGCUUAUAGCACGCGCACAACAGCAACAGGCCGCAAGGGCUGCAGCUGCCAAUACUGGGCCAAUGAUCGGUGCGAAUGGUCCUGUCGGGCCGGGGGCAAAUGUUGCGAGUAGAAGUGCUACACCACAGCAACAGCGUUCGACAAGCGUACAGAGUCCUAUGAGUGUGCAGCAAAGCCCAAGGCUGGGACAGGCAAUGUUAGCUGGACAGCAGCAGCAGCAGCAGCAGCAGCAACAGCAACAGCAACAGCAACAUCAGCAACAGCAACAGCAGUAA